Tarenaya hassleriana is the source of this 1560-nucleotide messenger RNA. RefSeq lists its product as uncharacterized. Gene Ontology annotation, biological process: proteolysis. Gene Ontology annotation, molecular function: nucleic acid binding; zinc ion binding; aspartic-type endopeptidase activity. The transcript has a single exon. Bases 1 to 1560 code for a protein of 519 amino acids. The record is from RefSeq and is a predicted model, not a curated record. NCBI's taxonomy places the organism in Eukaryota, Viridiplantae, Streptophyta, Magnoliopsida, Brassicales, Cleomaceae.
AUGUGGCGUCAGUACAAGAUGAACAUGCCACAUCAGGCUGGAGCUAGACCAGGGGGUAUUCCACCCCCACCUCCACCGGGACCACCAGGGCAUCUAGCCCCUGUUGUGGUGGACUACCUGCCCUUGAUACGGGAACUUCGGAUGAUGGGGACACCGAGGUUUGAGGGUACUCAGAGACCUGAGAUCGCGGAGGAUUGGCUGAUCCGCAUCUCCAGGGAUCUGGAUUAUGUCAGAUGCCCACUGCAGUACCGGACAGAGAUCGCGAGUCACCAUCUGUAUGGAGAAGCUCUUCACUGGUGGGAGGAAGUGGUUCGUGAGGCAGUACCGGGAUAUCAGUUCACUUGGGAGGAGUUCCGGGCGCGUUUUGAAGACAAGUAUUGUCUGAAGGGAGACCAGGAUCACCGUAUUGUGGAGUUCCUCCAUCUGGAGCAGGGUGAUCGGACUUUAGCUGCGUAUGAGGCCGAGUUCACCCGUCUAUUGCGAUAUGGGGCACAUCUGGUGCCGACCGAGAGGCUGAAGAUCCAGAAGUUCGUGACUGGAUUACCCCCAUAUCUGCGGAGGAGGAUUGAGAUCCAGGAGUACCCUACGCUGAGUAGGUACAUUGCGCAGCUGACCAAGCUGGAGAGGACAGAGUAUGAGGAGCAGCAAGAGGCAAGGAACCGAGAGAGGAGUCCUAUGAGACGAGUUACAUUCACUCGUCCCUCGAGUUCCAGACAGGUGAUGCAGCCCCGUGAUAAGGGGAAGGCGCCAACAUUUCGUCCGGCAGCACCACCGCCACCAGCACUGCCAGGACCGCGCAGAUCUUGCCCACGCUGCGGGCGAGAUCAUGUUGGACCAUGCCAUACUGGGUACACUUGUUACCGUUGUGGUCAACCUGGCCACUUCGCUAACCAGUGCACCGGAGACGUAGCUGCUUCCAGUCAGCAGAGAGCCAGACCUCCACGCCCUCAGCCACCACGUAGAGGGGGAGUAGCACCACGGGUAUAUGCACUUGCUGCGGAGGAAGAAGUCAUGGGUGACGGGGCUUACUUUGCUCAGGAGACAGUCACCAUUGAUGCUGUCGUCGAGGGUGACUCCGAGCAGUUAGACGCUGCUACCAUCACAGGUAUCAUACAUCUUCAUGGUACUGCAUGCCACGUUUUGUUUGAUACGGGAGCUACACAUAGCUUCCUAAGUUUGAGUACAGCGGAUGACUUGGAUGUGAUGGAUAUGGAUACAGCUGAGAGAUAUAGAGUGCAUACCCCUUCGGGAGAGAUCUUGCCAGUGACCGGGGUGUUACGCGGGAUCCCUCUAAUACUCUGUGGAAGGAAUCUCUUAGUUGAUCUGAUUAUAGUACCUAUUCAGGGGUAUGAUUUGAUAUUGGGAAUGGAUUGGCUGGCCGUGCAUCAGGCAUAUAUUGACUGCCGCAGGCGGUUUAUUCAGUUUGCAGAUGCGGCAGGGAAGUUUGAGUUUAUGGGAGACAGAGCACGGAAUCCUUUCCCGAUCAUAUCAGCAUUUCGAGCCAGCCGAAUGAUUCGGAAGGGAGAUGAGGCGUGUCUCGUGGUAGUGACAACUACCUAG